Molecule: messenger RNA, 1614 nt
Organism: Fusarium venenatum
Lineage: Eukaryota; Fungi; Ascomycota; Sordariomycetes; Hypocreales; Nectriaceae
Molecular function (GO): DNA-binding transcription factor activity, RNA polymerase II-specific; RNA polymerase II cis-regulatory region sequence-specific DNA binding
Source: RefSeq, a predicted model, not a curated record
AUGGAUUCCACAAUGAUGCCCCAGGCCAUUGGCCAAGGUCCCUUCUACUUCUACAACACAGAGUCCAAGCAUGACGUCCGACAACACUACCCUCAACAACAGAUGCACAUGUAUCCCAUGGUCCCUACGUUGCCUUCCACUCCCGUCUACUCGCGACCCAGCUCUGCCAGUAACUCUCAGCCUCCCACUCUGUACAGCAAUGGCCCUGCCGUCAUGACUCCCACUGCUUCGCCUCAGCCCAUGUCGCAUAAGCCCGCAAUUCUGUUAGAGAACGAGUUCUACGAGAACCCUUACUUCCCAUCGACACCACCUCUGUCAACUUCUGGCAGCACUAUUGGUAGCCCCAGUGCCUGCGAGGUGCUUCAGACCCCCAUGAACCCCAUGUUCUCAGGUCUCGAUGGCCUCGACGGCUUCAAGGAGGCUCUGGAGCCUGUUGAGACAGCAGUCCUCGACUGGUCGAACUGCGGAUCUCCUCCCAUGACACCUGUGUAUCUCCAAUCUCAACUCGGAAAGGUUCCCUCUCUUAGCAACACCGCCAGCGACAUCUUGUCCACACCAUCUCUUUCUCCCUCACCCGCGCCCUACGCGCGAUCUGUGUCUACUCCAGAUUUGGACGUUGACUUCUGCGACCCAAGAAACUUGACUGUCGGUACUGGCGCUAUCAACAGCACUCUUGCUCCUGAGUUCUGUGCCGACGAGAUCAAGGUUGAGCCCAAGAUCGCUUCUCAGUCGUUUGACUUCAACCCUGCUGCUCACGGCCUCCCCACCUUUGAAGACUUUUCCGAGUUUGACUCUGAGGACGACUUCGUCAACAGCCUUGUCAACCUUGCUGAGCAGCCUGCCAACGCCUCUACUGACAUUACUCGACCUCGUGCCUGCACCGGUUCUUCGGUUGUCUCUCUCGGCCACGGUAGCUUCAUUGGUGACGAGGAUCUAUCCUUUGACGAGAACGAGGCUUUCCAGUUCCCUUCCCACCCUAGCCCUCCUUCCACCUGCGCUUCCACCUGUGCUUCUGAGGACUGCCACCAGAACAAGCGAGUCAAGAAGUCCCAGUCCGAGGAGCGCCACACUGCUCCCGCCAUGAACAUCGCUGCUUCCGCUGCCGACUCUGGCAACGCCCAGGAGUCCCCCAACCAGGCUGAUGAGGGUAGCGACUCUGGUGCCUCCUCUGGUUCCGAGGGUUCUCCUGCUCCUCUCCCUGCUCCUGCCAACCGCCGAGGACGCAAGCAGUCCCUCACCGAGGAUCCCUCCAAGACCUUUGUCUGCGAUCUUUGCAACCGUCGUUUCCGCCGUCAGGAACACCUCAAGCGCCACUACCGCUCUCUCCACACUCAAGAGAAGCCCUUUGAGUGUAACGAGUGUGGCAAGAAGUUCUCCCGAAGCGACAACCUGGCCCAGCAUGCCCGAACCCACGGCAGCGGUGCCAUCGUCAUGAACUUGAUUGAUGAUGACUCUCAUGCCUACGGUGCCUCUAUGGUGUCUGCUGCCGACGACUAUAGUAAUUACGGCAAGGUCCUCUUCCAGAUCGCCUCCGAGGUCCCUGGCAGCGCCAGUGAACUUUCUUCGGACGAGGGAAGCAACCAAGACAAGAAGAAGCGCAAGCGCUCCGACUAA